Messenger RNA from Aphanomyces invadans, 1998 nucleotides. RefSeq lists its product as hypothetical. The transcript has a single exon. Bases 1 to 1998 code for a protein of 665 amino acids. Gene Ontology annotation, molecular function: oxidoreductase activity. NCBI's taxonomy places the organism in Eukaryota, Oomycota, Saprolegniomycetes, Saprolegniales, Verrucalvaceae. Gene Ontology annotation, cellular component: plasma membrane. The record is from RefSeq and is a predicted model, not a curated record.
AUGCGCCAUCCGACUUGCCACCCGUUGCUGGCAGAAACCUCGCUUCACACCGCGGCGUCGACGGAAGGUGCGUCCCAGACGUGCGCGGUCGAAGCCGCCGAUGUCGAUGGCGACUUGGCGUUGCGGGUGUUCAACUCGUUGGAUACGAUGCAAGCAGGGGUGCUGACAACCGCGCAAGUCGUCGCUGGGGUUCGCGCUGCCGCAGCAACGUGUCGCAUCACGCUGCACGGGAACGUCGAGCUUGCGGUGCAUCAGUUCUUCCAUGGCCAUUCAUCCAUUGACGCCAAGACGUUUGUCGACACCAUUUCGUCGGUGGCAUACUUCCACCCGAGUGUUUACGACCGUCCCGCCCGACCAAGCGAAGGUGAUUCCAGUGGCAAUGCCGGCGGCAAACGAUGUCGCUUCCGCGCACUGUGGACGGUCCUGGCAACGUAUCCGCUUCGUAUCAAGUUGUGGUGGGUCCUCUACGCCGCGCUCAACGUCGGAGUGUUUUUCUGGAAGUUUAAAGUUUAUCACGACCGCAAACCAGCGUUCAACCUGGCGGGCUACAACGUGUGCAUCGCUCGGGCUGCUGCCCAAGUCAACCUCGUCAGCGGGUUCUUUUUGCUCUGGCCAACAUUCACUCGUGCGCAGUACGCCAUCACAAAAGCCAGCCCCGACAUUGCACGUGCCAUGGGCUUUGAGCACCGCGUGGCGUGCCACGUCGUCCACGGCGUCCUCUUUUACGUGUCGGGGUGGGUGCACGUCGUGGCGCAAGUGAUUAGCAUUUGGGUCAAAAUCCCCCGGGCGUCGGAUAGCGCAUGGGCGGAGUCGGCCCUCGCCAAAGCCCCCGACUUUGCGGGAAAACCCAAGCCACCCCCGUGGGCGUUUGUGGCAACGUUGACGGGGUGGACGGGCGUCGCCAUGCUCGUGUGUAGCCUCGGCGCGUGUGCGUGCAAAAUGAAGUUUUGUCGGUGGUCGACCCGACGAAACAUUCGAUGGAACGUGUGGGGGCACGUCCUCGAUGGCGUCAUGUUUGUGCUGACGUUUGUGCAUGGCAUCCGCGGGUGGCUGGAGCCGCCCCAGGCCGCCAUCUUCUUGGCGAUCCCGGUCGUCGUCUACGUCGUGGUCGAAGUUUUCCCACGGUACUUGUGCACCAAGUUGUCGGCCGUGUCGCACUACUCUAAAACCCAUGACACGCUGACGCUGUACAUCCCCAAGACGAAGCGCUUUCACGAUGCCGUGCCCGGGUCGUUCCUCCGCCUCCACGUCCCUCUCGUCGACAAGGUCGAGUGGCAUCCGUUUAGCAUCACCGCUCAAGACCCACACGAGUUGGCAGUGCAGAUUCAAGUAGCGGGCGACUGGACGCGACGGCUGUAUGAGGUCGUGCACCCACACUUGUUUGUUCGCAUGGACGGCCCGAUUCCAGCUCCCGCAGUCGAAGUGGGCCAGUAUGGAGUUGCGGUCUUGUUUGGGGCUGGCAUUGGCAUUACGCCGUACGUGUCAGUUCUCCAGCAACGACUAGCCAACGACAAGACACUUGACCAACGCAGCCACCGGUCUCGAUCGCCGAUUCCAGUGCCAACUCAACAGCUCUACGUCCAUUGGCAAACCAGCAAGCAAACCAUGUUUGCAACGCAUCAGCAUGUACUCGGCCAAGUCGGGUCCCUCCCCUGCGUCGACGUUCAAUUGUACCUCACGGGAACCUUUGCCAAAGCGGUCCCCGACGCCACGGACGUGCUGAGGGUGCUGCAAUGGAUGGCCACCGACGAUUGCACUCGAGUGGACGCGAUCUCCGGCAUCGCCAACCUUCCCCUGCCAACGAAACUGGGGCGGCCCAACUAUCACGGUGUGUUGGCGGCCGUUGCGACCGCGCAUCACAACACCCCCAUCGGCAUCUUCUUCUGUGGGCCCGCCCCGCUCAAGGCGACCAUUCGCAACACGCUGCACCAAGUGACUACAGAGUUCCGUGCCCGCGGCAACGACGUCAAGUUCAUUUUCCAUCCAGAGGUAUUUUAG